Messenger RNA from Pelobates fuscus (common spadefoot toad), 2613 nucleotides. RefSeq names its product vomeronasal type-2 receptor 26-like. The transcript has 8 exons. The record is from RefSeq and is a predicted model, not a curated record. Gene Ontology annotation, molecular function: G protein-coupled receptor activity. Lineage: Eukaryota; Metazoa; Chordata; Amphibia; Anura; Pelobatidae. Gene Ontology annotation, biological process: G protein-coupled receptor signaling pathway. Bases 1 to 2613 code for a protein of 870 amino acids. Gene Ontology annotation, cellular component: plasma membrane.
AUGUGGUCUGAUGAGUCCAGAUUUACCAUGUUCCAGAGUGAUGGGUGCAUCAGGGACUUUGAGCGCCUCUGCCUGCUACAUGAAAUUGCCUCAGCCGACUGGGUUUCCAUUCUGGCAGGGAAACUCAUUGGGAAAGCUGCUGAUGCUUACCUUGCUGUGCCAAAGGGGGACCUGCGGAACUAUGCCACUGUACAGCAGUAUGCCAGAGGUAUGCCAUCACCGCAGAGGCAUAUCGACGAAAGUUCAGAUGUGAACAAAGCUAUUGAGAACAUAAUAAAGAUCUUAUCUGGAUUCAAUAGUAAUAUCCCUAAUUACUCCUGCAGGAAAUAUGGCCAACUGGCCGGUGUCAUAGGAGAUCUGUCUUCACAGACAUCUCGUCAUAUUGCAAACAUACUAAGCAUAUACAGGUACCCACAGAUCAGCUAUGGAGCAACUGAUCCCCAUUUAGCAAACAAACAUUUUUACCCAUCUUUAUUCCGAACCCUUCCCAAUGACCAGAUUCAGGCUGAGGCCAUUGUUAAGUUACUCAAACAUUUUGGCUGGACCUGGAUUGGAAUAAUCACAAUAGAUGAUGAAAAUGGAGAAAUACAGAGUCGGGAACUGAAGCAAAUAGCUGUGUCAAAUGGAAUAUGCAUUGAGUUCUCUCUAAAUAUUACUCCAUACGUGAACUUUGACCUGUCAAGAAUUAAGAAAAAUAUAAAGACUCUUAAAAGCUCAACAUCUAACAUCAUUGUGGUUUGUGGUUCAGUUUCUGCUUUUUCAGUUUUUAACAUGGAAAAAGAAAGUGAAGCUAUGUAUGACAAAACAUUUGUCAUUCCAGCCAGUUGGCAUAUCCAGUUUGAGAUAGAAAAUCAGGCUGCUAUAAUUCUUCUCAAUGGCAGCUUAGUAUUUAGACACCCAUCCAAGAGCAUUCCAAGUUUGCAAAAAUACUUGGAGAGAGUCAGUGUUUCAAGUCGACCACAUGACACAUUACUAGAAAUGAUAAUGGCUAUGAAACAACAGUGUUUGUCAUCAGAUGAUAAUAUGAAUAAAGUAAUGCAGCUUUUUCUUAGAGAUAGUCUUCAUAACUGCAGCAAGGAUGAUCUUCUGAUAGACUUAUUUACGCAGCAGGAAUAUUAUACGCAAAGAUUUCAGGCGACAUACGAAGUUUAUAAAGCAGUCUAUACCAUGGCCCAGUCUUUGCAUGAAAUGCAAUCAUUCUUGUCGUCCAAGAAUCUGGAAAAAUACAGACACAAACUAGAGCACUUUUUAAGAAAGGUUCAUUUCAAAGAUCCCAUUGGGGAAAGUACAACUUUUAAUGAGAAUGGAGAGAUCAUGACAGUGUAUGAAAUUAACAACUAUAUCCUGAUAGACGAUUCAAUAGUGACAGUUGUUGUUGGAACCUUCAAUCCAUCAGCACCUGAUGAAGGUCAACUCAUCAUCCUUGAGAGUGAAAUAAUGUGGAAAUAUUCUGGAAAUAAGAUUCCUCAGUCGAGGUGUUCUGAAGACUGCCCUCCCGGUUACAGACGGGUAUCACACAAAUCAGAAUACAUUUGUUGCUUUGACUGUGCUCCAUGCGCAGAUGGAGAGAUAUCCAGCCAGACAGACUAUGGGUUUUGCCAAAAAUGCCCUGGUGACACGUGGCCAAACAAGUUCAAGGACAAAUGCAUCCCUAAAGUCACAGAUUAUUUAUCUUUUCAAAGUGAUCCACCAGCUCUGGUGCUUUCAUUGAUAUCUGGUCUAUUCUCUUUAAUUGCUUCGAUUAUAUUAUGUAUAUUUCUUUCAUUCCGGGAUACACCUAUCGUUAAGGCUAAUAACCAGAAUCUCAGCUUCAUCUUGCUUGCAUCUAUUAUCCUCAGCUUUCUUUGUGUGUUUUUGUUUCUUGGUUGUCCUGUGGAUAUAACCUGCAUACUGCGUCAGACCUCUUUCGGAAUUAUCUUCUCAGUAGCCGUAUCUUCUCUGUUGGCCAAGACAAUCAUGGUUUGUAUUGCUUUCAAAGCUACCAAACCAGGCAGCACCUGGAGAAAAUGGAUGGGAAUACAAGUACCCAACUGCGUGGUGUUUAUUUGUUCAUUUACUAUGGUUAUUAUAUGUAUCAGUUGGCUCUCUAUCUCACCCCCCUUCCAGGAGAUGAACACUCACUCUUACCCUGGAAAGAUCAUAAUUGAGUGCAAUGAAGGUUCAGUCAUUGCCUUUUACACUGUCCUGGGUUACAUGGGGUUCCUUGCAGCUGUGAGUUUCAUUGUCGCUUUCCUGGUCAGGAAAUUGCCGGAUAGUUUUAAUGAAGCCAAGUAUAUCACCUUCAGCAUGUUGGUUUUCUGCAAUGUGUGGAUCACGUUUAUCCCGGCUUAUAUGAGUGUUAUGGGGAAAAACACUGUGAUUGUUGAGAUUUUUGCUAUAAUAGCUUCUAGUGCUGGAAUUCUAGUCUGCAUAUUCUUUCCAAAGUGUUACAUUAUUCUGUUAAGACCUCAUUUAAAUACAAAAAGACAAUUAAUAAAAUUAGCAAGAUUAUCGCUGGAUGCUGUUUGGAGCUUCGCUAUUACUCUCCAGGACUGGGAACCAGGACAUCUAAGCGGUCCAAUGCUCAGCCAGCCUGUGGACAUCCAUAACAGUUACCUUAAAGGAAUUCAAUAG